Pseudonaja textilis is the source of this 2125-nucleotide messenger RNA. RefSeq names its product arginyl-tRNA synthetase 1 (gene RARS1). NCBI's taxonomy places the organism in Eukaryota, Metazoa, Chordata, Lepidosauria, Squamata, Elapidae. Gene Ontology annotation, cellular component: cytoplasm. The record is from RefSeq and is a predicted model, not a curated record. Gene Ontology annotation, molecular function: ATP binding; arginine-tRNA ligase activity. Gene Ontology annotation, biological process: arginyl-tRNA aminoacylation.
AUGGUAAGUUCCGGUUCCGGCUAGCUUGUGGUUCGUGAGAAUGGCAAUGCAAGCGGCGGAGUGGGUAGAGCGGCUGCAGCGCCAGGAAAGAGAAAUCAAGUUUUUGACUGCAGAAAUAGAUCAUUUGAAAAACUACGGAUGCUUGGGAGCUUCACCAACCUUGGAAGAAUUGCGGGAAGAAAAUGCAAAAUUAAAAUAUCGCUUAAAUAUCCUACAAAAGAGCCUCCAGGAGGAAAGACAUAGAGAAAAAUCAUUCAAAGGCAUGAUUAAUAUCAAUCACAGGAUUCAAGAAAUUUUUAAGGCAGCUAUCAAAGCUGCAUAUCCUGAUUUAGAAAACCCACCAUUGGCAGUAACACCAAGUCAACAGUCCAGGUUUGGUGAUUACCAGUGUAACAGUGCUAUGAGCAUAUCUCAGAUACUGCUCAAGACUAAGGAACAAAAAGUAAGCCCAAGGGAUAUUGCUGACAAGAUUGCCAGAAAUAUUCCAAACAAUGAUUGCAUUGAGAAAAUUGAAAUUGCUGGACCUGGUUUCAUCAAUGUACACUUGAAGAAAGAUUUUGUAUCGAGACAGCUGAGCAGUGUGCUAAUGAAUGGAGUUCAACCACCCGCUUGUGAAAGAAAAAAGGUGGUGAUUGAUUUCUCUUCCCCAAAUAUUGCAAAAGAGAUGCAUGUUGGACAUCUGAGGUCAACUAUAAUUGGGGACAGCAUAUGCCGUCUUUUUGAAUUCAUGGGACAUGAUGUUCUAAGAUUGAAUCAUUUAGGAGAUUGGGGCACCCAGUUUGGGAUGCUUAUUGCUCAUCUGCAAGAUAAAUUUCCAGAUUACCUAACUGUUUCUCCACCCAUAGGAGAUCUCCAAGCUUUUUAUAAGGAAUCAAAAAGAAGGUUUGACACUGAGGAAGAGUUUAAGAAGCGUGCAUACCACUGUGUGGUCCUACUGCAGAGCAAAAGUCCAGACAUCAUUAAAGCUUGGAACCUCAUCUGUGAUGUAUCCCGAAAAGAAUUCCAAAAGAUCUAUGACUGCUUGGAUGUUUCCAUCAUAGACAGAGGAGAAUCAUACUAUCAAGAUAGGAUGCAUGAAAUUGUAAAGGAGCUUGAAGAACGAGGGUUUCUACAAAUGGAUGAUGGCCGGAAGGUUGUAUUUAUUCCAGGAUGUUCUGUUCCUUUGACAGUUGUGAAAUCUGAUGGGGGUUUCACAUAUGAUACAUCAGACUUGGCAGCAAUAAAACAGAGGAUUUUCGAAGAAAAAGCUGAUUAUAUAAUUUAUGUGAUAGAUAGUGGGCAGUCUGUUCACUUACAAACAAUAUUUGCAGCAGCUCAGAUGAUUGGCUGGUAUGACCCCAAAGUGACCAAAGUAAUUCAUGCUCCUUUUGGAGUGGUAUUGGGAGAAGACAAAAAAAAGUUCAAAACACGUUGUGGGGAUACAGUACGACUGAUUGAUCUUCUUGAAGAGGGACUGAAGAGAGCAAUGGAUAAACUGAAGGAAAAAGAAAGAGAUAAGGUUCUUACACCAGAAGAAUUAAAGGCAGCCCAGAUCUCAGUUGCCUUUGGUUGCAUUAAAUAUGCAGACCUGUCUCAUCACAGAAUAAAUGAUUAUAUUUUCUCUUUUGAUAAGAUGCUUGAUGAUAAAGGAAAUACUGCUGCUUAUUUACUUUAUGCCUUCACUCGAAUCAGAUCUAUAGCAAGAGUGGCUAAUAUCAGUGAGGAUAAACUACAAAAGGCAGCUGGAACAACAGAGAUCAUACUGGAUCAUGAAAAAGAAUGGAAACUAGGCAAAUGCAUUUUGAGGUUUCCUGAAAUCAUCCAAAAGUGCUUAGAUGACCUUUUACUGCACACUCUCUGCGACUACCUCUAUGAGCUAGCCACCACAUUUACUGAAUUCUAUGAUAACUGUUAUUGUGUGGAAAAGGAUAGACAAACUGGUGAAAUAGUGAAUGUGAACAUGUGGCGAAUGCUCCUGUGUGAAGCAACAGCUGCUGUGAUGGCCAAAGGUUUUGCUAUCUUGGGAAUCAAGCCUGUCCAAAAAAUGUAAUUAAAAUGACUUUUAAAAACUGUUAGAAGCAAAGGAUAAACAGUUUCUUUUUUCCUUGCCAGGAUUAGAACUUAAUAAAAAUAACAGAUACUCAGA